Molecule: messenger RNA, 3842 nt
Organism: Piliocolobus tephrosceles (Ugandan red Colobus)
Lineage: Eukaryota; Metazoa; Chordata; Mammalia; Primates; Cercopithecidae
Gene: EDNRA
Product: endothelin receptor type A
Exons: 6
Coding region: 536-1492 (318 amino acids)
Biological process (GO): vasoconstriction; developmental pigmentation; regulation of blood pressure
Cellular component (GO): plasma membrane
Molecular function (GO): endothelin receptor activity
Source: RefSeq, a predicted model, not a curated record
GGGGGCGGCAGCUUUGUGCUUUUUAGUGGUGGCUGUGUCCCAGGAUAGCUGGAAGGUUAGGACUCUCUUGCGGUCCCAGAGUGGAGUGGAAGGUCUGGAGCUUUGGGAGGAGACGCGGAGGACAGACUGGAGGCGUGUUCCUCCGGAGUUUUCUUUUUCGUGCGAUCCCUCGCGCGCGCGUACAGUCAUCCGGCUGGUCUGACGAUUGUGGAGAGGAGGUGGAGAGGCUUCAUCCAUCCCACCCGGUCGUCGCGGGGGAUUGGGGUCCCAGAGAGACCUCCCCCGGAGAAGCAGUGCCCAGGAAGUUUUCUGAAGCCGGGGUAGCUGUGCAGCCGGAGCCGCCGCCGCUCCGGAGCCCGGGACACCGGCCACCCUCCGCGCCACCCACCCUCGCCGGCUCCGGCUUCCUCUGGCCCAGGCGCCUCGCGGACCCGGCAGCUGUCUGCGCCCGCCGAGCUCCACGGUGAAAAAAAAAAGUGAAGGUGUAAAAGCAGCACAAGUGCAAUAAGAGAUAUUUCCUCAAAUUUGCCUCAAGAUGGAAACCUUUUGCCUCAGGGCAUCCUUUUGGCUGGCACUUGUUGGAUGUGUAAUCAGUGAUAAUCCUGAGAGAUACAGCACAAAUCUAAGCAAUCAUGUGGAUGAUUUCACCACUUUUCAUGGCACAGAGCUCAGCCUCCUGGUCACCACUCAUCAACCCACUAACUUGGUCCUACCCAGCAAUGGCUCAAUGCACAACUAUUGCCCACAGCAGACUAAAAUUACUUCAGCUUUUAAAUACAUUAACACUGUGAUAUCUUGUACUAUUUUCAUCGUGGGAAUGGUGGGGAAUGCAACUCUGCUCAGGAUCAUUUACCAGAACAAAUGUAUGAGGAAUGGCCCCAACGCGCUGAUAGCCAGCCUUGCCCUUGGAGACCUUAUCUAUGUGGUCAUUGAUCUCCCUAUCAAUGUAUUUAAGUUCUACCAAGAUGUAAAGGACUGGUGGCUCUUUGGGUUCUAUUUCUGUAUGCCCUUGGUGUGCACUGCGAUCUUCUACACCCUCAUGACUUGUGAGAUGUUGAACAGAAGGAAUGGCAGCUUGAGAAUUGCCCUCAGUGAACAUCUUAAGCAGCGUCGAGAAGUGGCAAAAACAGUUUUCUGCUUGGUUGUAAUUUUUGCUCUUUGCUGGUUCCCUCUUCAUUUAAGCCGUAUAUUGAAGAAAACCGUGUAUAAUGAGAUGGACAAGAAUCGAUGUGAAUUACUUAGUUUCUUGCUGCUCAUGGAUUACAUCGGUAUUAACUUGGCAACCAUGAAUUCAUGUAUAAACCCCAUAGCUCUGUAUUUUGUGAGCAAGAAAUUUAAAAAUUGUUUCCAGUCAUGCCUCUGCUGCUGCUGUUACCAGUCCAAAAGUCUGAUGACCUCGGUCCCCAUGAACGGAACAAGCAUCCAGUGGAAGAACCACGAUCAAAACAACCACAACACAGACCGGAGCAGCCACAAGGACAGCAUGAACUGACCACCCUGCGAAGCCACUCCUCGGCACUCCCAUAAUCCUCUCGGAGAAAAAAAAUCACAAGGCAACUGUGACUCCUGAAAUCUUUUCUCUGAUCCUUCUUCCUUAACUCACUCCCACACUCAAGAAGAAAUGCUUUCCAGAACCGCAAGGGUAGACCGGUUUAGCCACCCACGACAUCUACGAAUCGUACUUCUUUAAUUAAUCUGAUUUACAUAUUCUGCGUGUUGUAUUCAGCACUAAAACAUGGUGGGAGCUGGGAGAGAAUGAAGACUGUUCAAUGAAACCGGAAGGAUAUUUACUACUUUUGCAUGAAAAUAGAGCUUUCAAGUACAUGGCUAGCUUUUAUGGUAGUUCUGGUGAAUGUUCAAUGGGAACUGGUCACCAUGCAACUAUAGAGAUUAUGACAAGAUUUUCUACUUUUUUUAACUGAUUUUUUGUCCUUCAGCCAAACACAAUAUGGGCUCAAGUCACUUUUAUUUGAAAUGUCAUUUGGUGCCAGUAUUUUUUAACUGCAUAAUAGCCUAACAUGACUAUUUGAACUUAUUUACAUAUAGUUUGCAAAAAAAAAAAAGAAAAGAAAAAAAGACGAAAAUAGUAUUCAGGUGAGCAAUUAGGUUCGUAUUUUCCAUGUCACUGUUUAUUUUUUUAAAACACAAAUUCUAAAGCUACAACAAAUACUACAGGCCCUUAAAGCACAGUCUGAUGAUACAUUUGGCAGUUUAAUAGAUGUUACUCAAAGAAUUUUUUUAAACUGUGUUAUCUUUUUUAAAUGGUGUUUGAUUACAAGAAAUCUUGAGCAUGUUUUGUAUGUUAAAUUCAAAAGUAAUGCUUCAAUCAGAUCUUUUUCACAAGUUCAAUCUGUUUUUCAUGUAAAUUUUGUAUGAAACAUCAAUGUCAAGUACCAAAAUUUUAAUGUGUGUGUCAGUAACUCUACCUGAGACUUUCAGUGCACUGUAUAUAGAAGUCUAAAGCACACCUAGGAGGAAAAGAUUGAAUUUUUCAGAUGAUUUGGAAAUUUUCAUUCAGGUAUUUGUAAUAGUGACAUAUAUAUGUAUAUACAUAUCACCUCCUAUUCUCUUAAUUUUUCUUAAAAUGUUAACUGGCAGUAACCCUUUUUUGGUCAUUCCCUUUUCCAUACAGGAAACAUAAUUUUGAAGUGGCCAGAUGAGUUUAUCACAUCAGUGAAAAAUAAUUACCCCCAACUGCCACCAGAACUUAAUGAUUCUUCACUUCUCGGGGUUUUCAGUAUGAACCUAAAUCCCUACCCCAACGUCUCCCUCCCACACUGCCACCAUUUCAAAGGGCCCACAGUGACUUUUGCCGGGCAUUUUCCCAGAUGUUUACAGACUGCGAAGUACAGCAGAAAUUCUUUUACUAGUGUGUGUGUAUAUAUAUAUAUAAACAAUUGUAAAUUUCUUUUAGCCCAUUUUUCUAGACUGUCUCUGUGGAAUGUAUUGUGUGUGUGAUAUAUGCAUGUGUGUGAUGGUAUGUAUGGAUUUAAUCUAAUCUAAUAAUUGUGCCCCGCAGUUGUGUCAAAGUGCAUAGUCUGAGUAAAAUCUAGGUGAUUGUUCAUCAUGACAACCUGCCUCAGUCCAUUUUAACCUGUAACAAUCUUCUGCAUUCAUAAAUCCUGUAACCAUGUUACCAUUACAAAUGGGAUAGAAGAGGCAGUGGGAAAGCGGAUGAGCUGUAGACUAGCAAUAUAGGGUUUUGUUUGGUUGGUUGGUUUGAUAAAGCAGUAUUUGGGGUCGUAUUGUUUCCUGUGCUGGAGCAAAAGUCAUUAAACUUUGAAGUAUUAUAUUGUUCUUAUCCUCAACUCAAUGUGGUGAUGAAAUUGCCAGGUUGUCUGAUGUUUCUUUCAGACUUCACCAGACAGAUUGCUGACAAUAAAUUAGGUAAGAUAAUUUGUUGGGCCGUAUUUUAGGACAGGCAUAGAUAAAAUAACAUCAGGUUCCAGUUGCUUGAAUUGCAAGGCUGAGAAGUACUGCCCCUUUGUGUGUUAGCAGUCAAAUCUAUUAUUCCACUGGCACAUCAUAUGCAGUGAUAUAUGCCUAUAAUAUAAGUCAUAGGUUCAUACCAUUUUGUUUAGACAAUUAUCUUUCUUUCAAGAUGCUCUGUUUCUUUCACAUGAAAAAAAUGCAUUUUAUAAAUUCAGAAAGUCAUAGAUUUCUGAAGGCUUCGAUGUGCAUUUUAUUUAUGGACUAGUAAGUAAUUGUAGUUUACUAGUAGGAAUAUUUCCAGUUUCUACCUUUACGACAUCUUUUCAACAAGUAACUUUGUAGGAAUGAGCCAGAAGCCAAGGCCCUGAGUUGGCAGUGGCCCAUAAGUAUAAAAGUUUACAGAAACCUUG